Molecule: messenger RNA, 4088 nt
Organism: Apis laboriosa (Himalayan honeybee)
Lineage: Eukaryota; Metazoa; Arthropoda; Insecta; Hymenoptera; Apidae
Gene: ari-1
Product: E3 ubiquitin-protein ligase ariadne-1
Exons: 8
Coding region: 434-1963 (509 amino acids)
Biological process (GO): protein polyubiquitination; positive regulation of proteasomal ubiquitin-dependent protein catabolic process; ubiquitin-dependent protein catabolic process
Cellular component (GO): cytoplasm; ubiquitin ligase complex; nucleus
Molecular function (GO): ubiquitin protein ligase activity; ubiquitin conjugating enzyme binding; zinc ion binding
Source: RefSeq, a predicted model, not a curated record
AAUACUAUUUUAAUUAUAAUAUAAAGCAUGAAAUUUUUAUAUAUAAAAUUAAUGGGUUCUAAAACGAAGCAUUAAUAGAAACCAAAGAACAAUAUGAAAUAUCAAUUCAAUAAACACAGGAUACUAUUGGAUAAAAUGUAUAUAGAAGUCUUCUGAUUGGCUAACAACACGGUAGCUCAUUCAUCCUUUCUCCGUGAAAAUAGUAUUCAGUAUAUCAGUUGCCGGAGUUCAACUCGGAUGUUUUGGCAGCUGAUUUUAUUUCUUGCUUACGUCGAUGGUAAAAAUAUUUUGAAGUUUUAACUAUUCAUACUAUUUGGGGAAUCGCUUAGUGUCGUGAAUGAAAUUUUGUGAAAUACUAUUGAUAGUGCAAAAUAUAUAAAAUAAACGGAUAUAUAUUAGUGUUUUGAUUACUUAAUAAACUAAAAGAUUUACAAUGGAUUCUGAAGAGGAAACAUAUGAUGAUGUUGAUUCUGGCAAUGAAUCUAGUGGAGAUGAUGUGGAUUUUGCAAUGGAAAUUGAAGCUGGAAAUCCAAGAGAACGAUCAACAGAUGUUGAUGAUUAUCCUUUUGAAGUUUUAUCAACAGAAGAAAUAGUGCAACAUAUGGUUGAUUCUAUUAAGGAAGUUAAUACAGUUGUAGAAAUACCAGCUACAACUACACGUAUUUUAUUAAAUCAUUUUAAGUGGGAUAAAGAAAAAUUAAUGGAACGCUUUUAUGAUGGUGAUCAGGAAAAAUUAUUUGCUGAAGCACGAGUUGUUAAUCCAUUUAGAAAGGGUCCAUUAAUAAAUAGAAAUCAAUCUUCUCAAAGCUCAUUGUCCAGAAGAACUUCAACAAAUGGUACUGAAGAAUGUGGAAUUUGUUUUACGAUUCAACCAUCUGCAAUGAUGACUGGACUUGAAUGUGGACAUCGUUUUUGUACUGGCUGUUGGGGAGAAUAUCUUACAACAAAAAUUAUGGAAGAAGGAGUUGGUCAAACAAUUGCAUGUGCAGCACAUGCUUGUGACAUUUUAGUUGAUGAUGCUAGUGUUAUGCGUCUUGUAAAAGACUCUAAAGUGAAACUGAAAUAUCAACAUUUAAUAACAAAUAGUUUUGUUGAAUGUAAUAGGUUAUUGAGGUGGUGUCCAUCUCCAGAUUGUAAUAAUGCUAUAAAAGUACAGUAUGUAGAAGCAAGACCAGUAACUUGUAAAUGUGGGCAUACAUUCUGUUUCCAUUGUGGAGAAAAUUGGCAUGAUCCUGUAAAAUGUCACUUAUUACGUAAAUGGAUUAAAAAAUGUGAUGAUGAUUCUGAAACAUCAAAUUGGAUUGCUGCAAAUACAAAAGAAUGUCCAAAAUGUAAUGUUACUAUUGAAAAAGAUGGUGGAUGCAAUCAUAUGGUGUGUAAAAAUCAAAAUUGUAAAACUGAUUUUUGUUGGGUAUGUCUUGGACCUUGGGAACCACAUGGUUCUAGUUGGUAUAAUUGUAAUCGUUAUGAUGAAGAAGAGGCUAAAGCAGCAAGAGAUGCUCAAGAAAAAUCUCGAUCUGCAUUACAAAGAUAUCUAUUUUAUUGCAAUAGAUAUAUAAAUCAUAUGCAAUCAUUAAAAUUCGAAAAUAAACUUUAUGCAAGUGUGAAAGAAAAAAUGGAAGAAAUGCAACAACAUAACAUGUCAUGGAUUGAGGUACAAUUUUUAAAGAAAGCAGUAGACAUUUUGUGUUCCUGUAGACAGACUCUUAUGUAUACUUAUGUUUUUGCUUAUUAUGUGCGAAAAAAUAACCAAUCUGUGAUUUUUGAGGAUAACCAAAAGGAUCUAGAGGGUACUACAGAACGUCUCUCUGAAUAUCUUGAACGAGAUAUUACAAGUGAAAAUCUUGCUGAUAUUAAACAAAAAGUUCAAGAUAAAUAUAGAUAUUGCGAUAGUCGAAGAAAAGUGCUUUUGGAACAUGUACAUGAAGGUUACGAAAAAGAUUGGUGGGAUUACGUCGAAUAGAAAUCUAAACCAACUUCGUUUUUCGGGCAUGCAAGACAAGAUUUCUCUCUUGAUACUUUUGCCCUACCUGUGAUAAAUCAAGAAAGCUGACAGGAAAUAAAAAUAGAGCAUGUCACCAAGUGAUUUACGUGUUAGAUAUACUUUAAAUGUAAUAUGAUCUGUGGCAGCACAUAUAUCGUUAUGAAUUUUUAAAUUUAUUAAAAUUGAAUCCUAUUACCAUCAGGCUAAAUGUAAAAUACUUCCGUAUUAAUUAAUGAUACUAAUUUGCGCUUGCUGUGUGCUAUUUAUCGUUACAUGUUUCGAUCCUUCAUAAACAUGCCUUGCAAUAAUAUUUUCAAGUUUCGAAUGAAUUUUAUAUAUAAACAUGUCGGAUGAUAAACGGUGGUAAAGAAAUCGAACAGUGUGUUGCUGUACUAAACAAAAAUUUAUCAAAAAUUUGCUUAAUAUAUUUUAAUGCCAUAGUAUAAUAAUACAUUAUACCUUUUCAUAUUACUAUAAGAUUCUCUAGAAAAGUAUUAUUUAGUCUAUGGAUAAAAACUUUUCAAGAGUUCUAUGAAUAGUACAUGAAAAGGCUAAUAUAGAACUAGACCUUAAUCUGUCUUUUAUUGUCAGUCCUGUGCACUCGAUUUAUAAGGGAAUAAUUGAAUAUAACAAGAUACUGGUGCAGAUAAUAUUCAUAACAUGUCUUACCAUUUUUGCUCUGUUUUGGACAGUAAUACGUCCAGGCUAUAACUGCCAAUCUUUAUGAAAAACUGAAUUAAAAUGAUCAUGUCGUCAGUAUCGUGUGCAAUAUCUAAAUCAAAUUAUAUUUCUUUUACUCUUACUUUGUUUUUCUCUACAUAUUAUUUGAAUAAAAUCUUUAAAUUUUAUUCAAAAUAUUUUAUGUAUCUGUAAAAAAAUUAAAAAGUGAAAAUUGUUUUAAAAGUAUAAAAAUAAAGAUAUUUAAAAUAUUAAUAAAUUAAAACAAUAUUUUCUUGCUAUUAGUUACUAAAGUCAAGCAUGCAAAAUAUUAAAAGGGUCCAAUAUUCAAAACUUCAUAAUGUACAUUAUUUAAUUUUGAUAUAUUGAAUGAUAAGAAAUUGAAUUUAUUAAUAUUAUGUAUACUUGAAUCAUUUUUAAAGAUAUAGAAAUAUCGAAUAUGUUUGUUCAUUUCUUUGUUUAAAAUAUAAAAAAGGAUUGAUUUUUAUUUUUUAUAUAAUUGUUGUUUCUUGAAAAGUUUAUUUCAUGUUCGGUAGAGAUAUUGUCAUAAUGCUGACGAUAUGUUUGAUAUGUCAUUAAUCAAAUAAUUAAUGAUUAAUGAUUGUGAUAUGAUGAUCACUUGCUGUUAUAUAAGUGGGGAACGAAAUGAGUUCCAUUUGUACAGUUAUAUAGUUAUAUAUUCACACGUAAAUGCAUAAUACAUACUUAUAUAAAUAGUUGUAAUAUCAAUAUUAGCAAACUUAAAGUAGAAACAUUUGAAGUUUUAUUAAAAAGAAAUUGUUGAUUCUUAUUAUUAUCCAUGUUAGGUAUAAAAAUUAAAAAAAAAAAAAAAAGAAAAAAGAAGAAAAGACAAUUGUUUUCUGUACAGUCACAAGAUCUGAAUAGAAGUAAGAAUAUUGUUAGAUAUAUUCAUAACAAAUUAUUUUUGAGUUCAUGAUUUUGUAUUGUAUGUUCAUGUGAUGCAUAAAAUUAUAAACAAUAGCGAAAAAAUUAUCUUUUUUUUUAUAUAUCAAACAUAAAAAAUAUUUUAACAAGUUUAAACAAUUUUGUGUGAAAUAUCGAUUAUCGAUAUUAUAAUUCCUUCAAAUCACCAUGUAUUUAUUAAGAUUUGUGCGAUAAAUUUGAGUAGUUGAUGUUUUAAUUAUUAAACAUAUCCCAAAAAAAUAAUGACUUUAGACAGUGCUAAAACUUCAAUAAACAAGAAUUUGAUAAAAGUAAUGGUAUUACUCGAGAAGCGAAUUUUUGAUUUAGAAAUUUUUAAUAAUUUCUAAUAAUUGAUGAUAUGUAUAAAGAAAUUGCGUAAAAUAUUUUAUUAACAAAAUUAUGUUUAAUUUGCCAAUCUAAAUGGUAUAUUUUACACUCGAAUUAUAUUAUUUAUAUUAUUUAAAAAACAAAGAAUACAGAAUAUAUUAUAGAUACUCUUUCA